Molecule: messenger RNA, 1908 nt
Organism: Magallana angulata
Lineage: Eukaryota; Metazoa; Mollusca; Bivalvia; Ostreida; Ostreidae
Product: coadhesin-like
Exons: 13
Coding region: 76-1839 (587 amino acids)
Source: RefSeq, a predicted model, not a curated record
ACGAAAGCAAACCCGCGACCUGCCUUAAGAUAUCGAUAGAUAAGAAAUCACAAAUUAGUCUUAUGUUGUCUAACCAUGAAUCUGUGCACAUUUCUUAUCUCUGUACUUCUAGAAACGGGCAUUUUUUCAGUCGCGUUUGGAUCACUGUGUUCAUCAAACGCUGACUGCCAACAUCACUACCAUGCACCACCUGACGGGGAGGUCUAUUGCCACAUUAUUUACUCACAUAUCGGCAGGUGUCAAAUUAGAAAAACACAUUGGAAGCAAUGGAGUCAUUGGGGUCACUGUAGCGUGACGUGUGGUGCAGGAACAAGGACUUCCACGAGGGAAUGUGUAGUAUACGGAACCGGAUCUUGUCACGGGUCGUCUUCAAGGACGGAAGCUUGUCUUCCCAAACCCCAUCACUGUCCAGUUGAUGGAUACUUUGAAAACUGGGGCGCAUGGAGCACGUGUAGUCAGACAUGUAAUCAUGGCGUCAAGACAAGGUCACGUGUUUGUGUUCCUCCAAAUCAUGGUGGUCAGCCCUGCAGCGGCAGUCGAAACGAGAUCGCGCCUUGCAUAAAGAGACAAUGUCCUGUAAACGGCUGGUUUGAGGAUUGGAGUACGUUCAGUCCUUGCAGCGUAACGUGUGGUGAUGGACACAAAACUCGAACUCGCACCUGUCAUCAACCAUUACAUGGCGGCUUGCCCUGUCAUGGAAAAGGAACUCAAACAAUGACCUGUACAGCUCCUCCAUGUCCAGUUGAUGGAUACUUUAAAGCAUGGGGUGAUUGGAGCGCAUGCAGUCAAACUUGUGGUCCCGGAUUUAAGACGAGGACGCGCGCAUGCGUGCCUCCUCUUCAUGGUGGCGCCCCUUGUGGUCUGAAUAACAUGGAAAAAGCACCAUGUCUACAGAAACACUGCCCUGUUGAUGGUGCUCUAAGUGCAUGGCAACAUUGGAGUCAUUGCUCAGCGACCUGUGAAGGUCAAAGGAAGAGGACCAGGACGUGUGUCCCUCCUCAUUACGGCGGGGCUCCAUGCAGGGGAAACACUGUAGAUACACAGGCUUGUGGUUCUACACACUGUCCAGUUGAUGGUAAGCUGACAGCUUGGACACCCUGGAGUCCCUGCUCAACGACCUGCGAAGGAAUCAAGAAACGAAUGCGGGUAUGUUAUCCUCCCAAAUAUGGUGGAGCUGCAUGCAGGGGAAGUACUGUCGAAACGACAGGUUGUGGUGCUCUGCAUUGUCCAGUUGACGGGCACCUGAACGAUUGGGGGUCCUGGGGCCAAUGCAGUACAACCUGUGGAGGUUUGAAAAAGAGGACUCGAACAUGCAGCUCUCCACUGUUUGGUGGUGCUCCAUGUACCGGACAGACAACACAAACAGCUAAAUGUGGGACUGAACACUGUCCAGUGGAUGGUGUUUUAUCGGCUUGGGGUAAUUGGUCACCGUGCAGCGUUACCUGUGGGAGCGGCUCCAGGGUGAGAUCCAGAGCCUGUAUCCCUCCACAGUAUGGGGGUCACAAUUGUACUGGGUCGUUGUUUGAGAUGAACAAUUGUGGUGAAAUUCCAUGUCCAACUCAACACCCAACGUCAACACAUUCUUCACUUAUUUCAAAAUCAAAUACCACAAAUGUAGGUGUAACUUGUCCAUCCUGCAAUGAGAAUCUGCAGUGUACCUGGAACACUGCAUGUCACGUGACGGAGAACUGUAUGGUCAGAUCUAUCCCAGGGUUCAGUUUCACCACGCAUUGCAUCCUGAAAGACGACUGUGCUGUAAUGAAAAUGCUGGCAAAGUCACAUGGAGAAAUUUUCUGCUGUGCUGAUGUAGCCUGUCUACAGACUAUUCUAGGAAUAUAAUUUACAAAAUAAGUGUGUAACCAACUCAAAAUAAUUAAAGAAAAGAUUGUUUUAUUUUGGAAAAUACAA